Molecule: messenger RNA, 1065 nt
Organism: Knipowitschia caucasica
Lineage: Eukaryota; Metazoa; Chordata; Actinopteri; Gobiiformes; Gobiidae
Source: the annotation of a GenBank genome assembly
AUGUUCUGUUCUGUGGGGCAGAGAGAACCAUCAACCACAGAACCAUCAACUACAGAACCAUCUGUGCCGCCAGGUUCUGUGGGGCAGAGCGAACCAUCAACUAAAGAACCAUCAACCACAGAACCAUCAACUACAGAACCAUCUGCGCCGCCAGAGAGAACCAUCAACUACAGAACCAUCAACCACAGAACCAUCAACUACAGAACCAUCAACCACAGAACCAUCAACUACAGAACCAUCUGCGCCGCCAGGUUCUGUGGAACAGAGAGAACCAUCAACUACAGAACCAUCAACCACAGAACCAUCAACUACAGAACCAUCUGUGGCCCCAGGUUAUGUGGAGCGGAGAGAACCAUCAACUACAGAACCAUCAACCACAGAACCAUCUGCUCCGCCAGGUUCUGUGGAGCAGAGAGAACCAUCAACUACAGAACCAUCAACCACAGAACCAUCAACUACAGAACCAUCAACUACCAAACCAUCAACUACAGAACCAUCAACUACCGAACCAUCAAUCAAUUACAGAACCAUCAACUACAGAACCAUCAACCACAUAACCAUCUGCGCCUCCAGGUUCAGUGGAGCAGAGUGAACCAUCAACUACAGAACAAUCUGCGCCGCCAGGUUCUAUGGAGCAGAGAGAACCAUAAGCUACAGAACCAUCAACUACAGAUCCAUCUGAACCGCCAGGUUCUGUGGGGCAGAGAGAACCAUCAACUACAGAACCAUCAACCACAGAACCAUCAACUACAGAACCAUCUGCGCCGCCAGGUUCUGUGGAGCAGAGAGAACCAUCAACCACAGAACCAUCAACUACAGAGCCAUCUGCGCCGCCAGGUUCUGUGGAGCAGAGAGAGCCAUCAACUAAAGAACCAUCAACUACAGAACCAUCAACUACAGAACCAUCAACCACAGAACCAUCUGCGCCGCCAGGUUAUGUGGAGCAGAGAGAACCUUCAACCAAAGAACUAUCAACUACAGAACCAUCAACUAAGAACCAUCAACCACAGAACCAUCAACUACAGAACCAUCAACCACAGAACCAUCAACUACAGAACCAUCUGA